AUGGCUCUCACCACCUCUCGAAAAGCAGUCGACUUUAUCACUCUUCAUGCACAUCCAGAGGCGUUAUCUAAUGAGCAUCCAGCCAAUAAUGAAUGGCUAAAAGUAGAAGCGUUACCAGGGAAAGGUCGUGGAUUCGUUGCGAGACGCCAUAUACCUGCUGGCACAGUUGUAUAUACAGCUCACCCACUUGCUGUUGCUGUAUCUCAAGAAUGGAUUCCUGAGACGUGUGCAUGGUGUUUUGCUUUCUCUUAUCCCAAAAGGAUGCGUGUUAAAUCAACGCAUACUAAGGAUGUCAUGUUUUGCUCACCCGAAUGCCAAACUUGCUUUUACCAACAAGGCUAUAAGGAUGAAGCCGACCUUCUCGUACGUGGUUAUCAUGCACUGGAUCAUGUCAAAGAACCAAUGGCAUCAAGCACAGCUGCUUCCGAUCCUCUCGUUGAUAUCAUUCCACCACCACCAUCCAAAGAUUGUAGCGAUACACAACUUGCUGCAUGGCUUGAUGAAGCAUGGUCAACUGUAGCAGCAGCUCCCAGUGACAUGAAUGCUAUGUGGGCUCCCGACCGAGGUGAGCGAACCAUGUGUCGGCUGAUUACAGCUUGUCUUGCUCGAAAACGGUGUCAAGAGGAUUGUUUGUUUUCAUCUACCCCUGAUAUGAUUGGCUUUGAACAGCUAUGGGAAAUGCAAUGUAACGAAUUGGCUUGUGUAAGAGCCAUGCUGCAAACUCAACAACAGGAGGUGCCUACGCAGCUGAUAGAAAUCAUGCAUCUUUAUCUUUACUUGUCUUCCGCUGUUGCUGGAAUCCUUGAUUGCCCACAUGCCCUUUUCAGAGCUAUCUACUUUCGUGAAGCCGCCAACAGUUUUGGUCUUUGGGAAAUGCCUCAUGGGAAUCAACAAGCACAGAUGAUGGAUCAAGGCGUCACCGAUGAUCAAGAGCUCCUAGGAUGGGGUAUUUAUCCAUCGGCUGUCUAUUUCAACCAUGCAUGCAAUGCCAAUAUCGUCAAAAUACGUGAUGGUCGGAGUAUGCGUUUUAUCGCAAAAACAGACAUUCCACUUGGUCAAGAAGCGUGUAUUUCUUAUGGAUCUGUAGGAGAGGCAGUGGAUGAACGAAGAGCCAGAUUGUUAGAGCACUAUCAUUUUUGGUGCGAAUGCAUACGUUGUAAAACCGAGUCAUCAUCAUCAUCAUAA
This is a messenger RNA of Lichtheimia ornata, 1185 nucleotides long. RefSeq lists its product as uncharacterized. Gene Ontology annotation, cellular component: nucleus. The record is from RefSeq and is a predicted model, not a curated record. The transcript has a single exon. Gene Ontology annotation, molecular function: protein binding. Lineage: Eukaryota; Fungi; Mucoromycota; Mucoromycetes; Mucorales; Lichtheimiaceae. The coding region runs from base 1 to 1185 and encodes 394 amino acids.